Molecule: messenger RNA, 1874 nt
Organism: Umbelopsis ramanniana AG
Lineage: Eukaryota; Fungi; Mucoromycota; Umbelopsidomycetes; Umbelopsidales; Umbelopsidaceae
Exons: 8
Coding region: 177-1826 (549 amino acids)
Biological process (GO): intracellular signal transduction; protein phosphorylation; regulation of MAPK cascade
Cellular component (GO): cytoplasm
Molecular function (GO): protein serine/threonine kinase activity; ATP binding; protein tyrosine kinase activity
Source: RefSeq, a predicted model, not a curated record
UUUCUUUCUUACUUUCACUUCCUUCUUUCUCCUUUCCUUUCUACACUCAAAAGCAGCUUGUCUUCACAACCUUUUUCUUUAUAUUUGCAUAUAUCCCUUCUGUGGACUGCAACUUUGACACUUUCUUUUUGACCUGAAUUCUGGACCGUCUCCACCGACUGAUAAACGAGCUCAUCAUGUUGAUGAGCUCUCGAACUCCCCGUUCUCGCGAUGAAGUAGCACCACAAAAGACAAAGCGCAUCCUGGAAAUUGGCAAACCCAUAGAAUUUGAACACGGCAUCCACGUAGAGUAUAACAGAGAGAAGGGCAAGUUCAUGGGUCUCCCAGAUGUAUGGCAAGGCGUGAUUCCGAGUAGCGACGACGUACUUGACACAAGUUGCAUUAGUCCCCACCUUGUUCCAGCACCUUACCUCAUUGCCCACACCACUAAAGCAGACAAUAUCAGUAAACCUUAUAAUGUUCAGCAUAAUAUUCAUGUGCAAAUCGAUAAAACGUCGUAUGUUCUGCAAGGACUCCCCCUUGCCUGGGCACAUCAACUACAGAGCUCGAACCAGGUACCUGUCCAUGCUGACUUUCAAACGGAACAUACUAGUACCCGGACUCGAUCAUCCAUGAGUCCUCAUCGUUCAGCGUCAUCCUCUUCGAAUAAGUCUCUUUCAUCCUUCCCUAAGAGCAAGAGUUGGACGGAUAUUCGUCGUAAAGCAAGCAAGGCUUCUGUGGAGCGAAAAGCAGAUGAGUGCCAAGAUCCAUUGUUACUCUACAACAACAUUGUUGAGGUUGCGGAAGGAGAAAGCGGCUCGUUGUUCUCCGCUUCAUUGAUCUCCGAUCCUCGCACGACGGUGGCGAUCAAACGCAUUAGUCUUUCAGACACUUCCAACAUUGAAAAAAAGAAGAAGGAAAUGCAAGCUAUGAGGCAGUGCAGGCACCCAAAUAUCAUCAACUACAUUUCUCAUCACUGGACUAGUGAUGAGCUUUGGAUUGUGAUGGAAUAUCUCGACAACUGCUUGACGGACAUCGUCGCCAUCGAAGAUUCUGAUAUGGCGAUGCCCUCAUUGAACGAGCAUCAAAUUGCAUACAUAAUGCGCAGCGUCUUACUUGCAUUAAAUCAUUUGCAUUCACUUGGACGGAUACAUCGAGACGUAAGAGCAGAUAACGUUCUGCUCAGCUCUGAGGGCAUGGUAAAGCUUGCCGAUUUUGGACAUAGCGCACAGUUGACAACAACCGCACCUAGCCGUAAUUCUAUUGUUGGAACGCCUUUUUGGAUGGCUCCCGAAGUUAUCAGAGGCGAUAGCUAUGAUACGGCUGCGGACAUUUGGAGUUUGGGGGCUUUGCUGUUUGAGUUGUUGACCGGAUCACCGCCACUCAGUGAAUACCCACCACUACGGGCGAUUUAUAUAAUUGCUUCUAAGGGCCUACCAGCACCUCCUCAAAUAUGGUCAGAUGAGCUAUUGGACUUUUAUGAGCAAUGCACCAUUAUGGAAGCGAGUCAUCGACCCACCGCCAGUGUCCUUCUAGAGCACCCUUUCAUUGUCCGGUGUGCAGGAACCAGUGAAUGCCUUCAAGAAUUGUUGCUUCAGCCACAAAUGGACGUAGUUCCCAUGGAAAUGUCUUCAAACCAGAUGACAGCCGAUGAGGGUUUACUUGCUGAUAUAAGGUCAGAAAUGGCGUCAAACAGCCUCAAUAGCAAAGAUACUGAGACAUCCACGGUGGCAACCCGAACAUCUAGCGUAUGGAGCUGGAUGGACGAACCUAAUGCCUUGAAUAUGGAUUUCCAGAUUGCAAUAGAUUUUGAUCACCUUCAACUAUCUUCAACACUGGAAACAUGAUUCUAAAAACCAGAAAGUACUCUAUCAAAAUACCCUGCUAUUGAAACC